Molecule: messenger RNA, 2273 nt
Organism: Protobothrops mucrosquamatus (brown spotted pit viper)
Lineage: Eukaryota; Metazoa; Chordata; Lepidosauria; Squamata; Viperidae
Product: homeobox protein Meis2
Exons: 5
Coding region: 1-576 (191 amino acids)
Biological process (GO): brain development; animal organ morphogenesis; positive regulation of transcription by RNA polymerase II
Molecular function (GO): RNA polymerase II cis-regulatory region sequence-specific DNA binding; DNA-binding transcription activator activity, RNA polymerase II-specific
Source: RefSeq, a predicted model, not a curated record
AUGAUUUCUGAGUACUGGUUGUAUACUGUAGAUUUCCACCAUCUUGACAUAAGCAAUGCAUACAAACACCCUUACCCUUCAGAAGAACAGAAAAAGCAGUUGGCACAAGACACAGGGCUGACAAUACUUCAAGUGAACAAUUGGUUUAUUAAUGCUAGAAGAAGGAUAGUUCAGCCCAUGAUAGACCAGUCCAACCGAGCAGUAAGCCAAGGAACACCUUAUAAUCCAGAUGGACAACCAAUGGGAGGUUUUGUGAUGGAUGGUCAACAGCACAUGGGAAUCAGAGCACCAGGACUGCAAAGUAUGCCAGGGGAUUAUGUGUCUCGGGGUGGUCCAAUGGGCAUGACAAUGGGACAGCCAAGUUAUACACCACCCCAGAUGCCCCCCCAUCCAGCACAGUUGCGUCAUGGCCCCCCCAUGCAUCCCUACCUUCCGGGACACCCCCACCACCCAGCAAUGAUGAUGCAUGGUGGACCACCCCACCCUGGAAUGCCGAUGUCAGCGACUAGCCCCACCAUGCUCAAUACAGGAGAUCCAGCAAUGAGUGGACAAGUGAUGGACAUUCAUGCUCAGUAGCUUAAGGGAAUAUACUUUAUUUUCAUGAAUGGCAGAUUUGAAAUAUUGUCGUUCUACAAUGACUUAAUGGAGUUCCAUUCUUGGCAUCUAAUUUGGACCAAGGAACAAUCCGAUUGUCUUUAUAGGGACCCUGAAAAGCAGGAAAAACACACCAAGUGAAGUCAACUUCUGGGGACAAGAAAAAUAACUAUAUAAGGCAACAGAGUUGAAUAUUGUAAAAUGCUAUUAUUCUGUUAUCCAUAUUAUGUUCUUUCUUAUAGAUUUUUUAAGAAAAAAAAUGUGAAUUUUUUUCCACACUAUGUGUGUUGUUUCCAUAACUCUUCACUUCCUGCAGAAGCCUCCUUACAUUUUUUUAAAAAAAGCCUUACAGUUAUCCUGCAAAUGACAAAAAAGAUUUAUUUGCAGGAUUUUUAGAGCAUUAAAAUAUCUAUGUCAGGCAGAAGAACAUUUCUUCUAUCCUAGGAUUUCAGCCAUGCACUCUGUAUUUCUGUUUUCUCUCUCUCUCUCUCUCUCUCUCUCUCUUUAUUUCUCUCUCUCCCCCUUUCUUCCCCUCCCCUCCCUGCCUGGGGCGUGAAUUUGCAUGUCUAAUUCAUUUACUCACCAUAUUUGAAUUGGCCUGAACAGAUGUAAAUCGGGAAGGAUGGGAAAAACUGCAGUCCUCAACAAUGAUUAAUCAGCUGUUGCAGGCAAUGUCUUAAGGAGACUGGUAGGAGGAGGCAUGGAAACCAAGAGAAAAGUGUAUUUGACCUUAAUUGUCACAUCAGAGCAUCAUUAUCCCCAUGAAGCAGCAGCAGCAGCAGCUACCACCUACAUCACUUCCUGUUUUAUGCCUCUCAAACCAUGAACUGAAGAGUUAUUUUUACUAUGUUGACUUUAUUUUUUCGGCAAAGCAUCAGUCAUGCAUUUUUCCAUAGUCCCAUCAUGGAGCAUAUAUGUAUACAUUGUAAAUAAAUUUUGUGCAAAAAGGACUGGAAAAAUGAACUGUAUUAUUGCUUUUUUUCUUUUCUUUCUUUCUCUUUUUCUUUCUUUCUUUCUUUCUUUCUUUCUUUCUUUCUUUCUUUCUUUCUUUCUCUUUCUCUUGCUUUUUCUUUAAUUUCUUUCUUCUUUCUUUCCUUUCUUUCUUUUUGUAAAAGUAGCAGUUUGGUAUGAGUUGGCAUGCAUACAGAUUUACUAAGUGGGAUAAGCUAAUUAUACUUUUGUUGUGGUUAAACAAAUGCUUGUUGAUAGCCUUUUUCUAUCAAGAAACCAAGGAGCUAAUUAUUAUUAAUAAUCAUUGCACAUUAAGUCUUAGAGUUUCUGACUGAAACUGUUUGGAUUGUACAAUAACUCAAAGCCCAGCUGUAGUAGUUCAAGUGCAGUAAUGAAACUGAAUCUAAAAUAAAAGCAAAUUAUUUUUGUCACGCUGGCUCAACUGCUUGAAAAUUUUAUUUUUCUGCCCAAGCCCUCUAAAAUUGUAGCAAUUUGCUAGCAACUAUUCCAGCCUCACUCUCUCAAAAUAAUUUUAGCACUAGGCAACUUUAGUAAUAUUUUUUUUAAAGUAAAGCAUUUUAUAUGGUGAACUUUCCUAGACCUAUUUGUUUAUUUUCAAGUGAUUUUCAAAUCUGUUUUAUUAGAUGCUAGUCAUUCCAAAUCAAAAAAGAACCAAUUGCACAAGAUUAAUGAAUGCUGUUAUGUAAUAUAUUUGUAGUUAUUUAAAU